GCACCGCCCGUGCGGGAAGGCGUUUCACGCUGGUCUACGGCUUCGUCGUCGAAGACCCCCCGGUAAUGAUAUAAAGACCCUUCGGCCUCGCGCCAUGGCGCCUCUUUGUCUCCCAAGCCCGACUCUAUCCACCCACGCUGUCUGAUCCCGAUACCAUCCCCCAACUCACCAUCUGUGGACUGCAAUGCACAUCAACGACUUCCCCCAGGAGAUCCUCUCGAACAUCCUCGAAGAAGCCAGCAAGCUCAACGAGCGCGACGGUGUCACCUUCACCUUUGGUCUGUCGCAGGCCCCGACCAUCGUCGCCAAGCCGCCACUCCAGAAAUAUGUCCGCGGCCCCGUCCAGCCCGACAUCCUGAGAUGGGACGCCGCCUCGGCCAUCAGAGAGGUCUGCCGCCGCUGGCAUGAAUGGGCCCUCGAGUAUGCCAUGAAGGAUGUUUUCAUCCGGAAAUGGAAGGGUGCCGAGCGAUGGGCUGAGUUGUCCCCCAAGCGAGGCGCGUAUGGCAUUUAUGAGCUCAUUGAGAAGCCGUCCGGAGCUGCCGUCUACCGGGAUCCUUACUGUACGCUGCGAAAGACGGUCAACUUUCUCGACCAGACGCCUGGCGUCGCCGAGAAGGUCCGCCGCCUAUGGCUCAACGGCUUCCAUAUCGCCGAGACCAACUCGCAUCUCUUUUCCUUCCUCAGCUGCUGCUCUAAUCUCACCGCCGUCAGCAUCUCAUGGACGAUGGUGCGGCAUCUCAGUGCCGAGCAGUGGACCCAUAUCCUCCGUGUUGGCUCACCGAUGCCGCUCCAGUCACUGGAAUUACAGGCCACAACCCUGCGCAAGGAUCAGGCCAACGACCCCAAGAACCGAGUUGAUUUGCGGCCCUUGGAGUCCGAGCUGGUCGACUUUAGCAAACUCCGAAAGCUGAAGCUUUUCGGCACGACCACUUUCAUGCCACUGAACGAUCAGGACAUGUACGCCAUCGCACGGACCGCGACCAACUUGGAGGAGUUUCACCUCACGUGUCUGGACACUGUCGGAAUCGACGGUGUCAUGGCCAUUGUGCGCGCCUCGCACAGCACCCUGCGUGUGCUCGAGCACUCACCCCGCAGCAACGGCGGCUUCUUUCACCCGCACCCCGGUUCCCCCAGCAACAACGAGCACCUCUGCACCGUCCUCUCGAGCAUGCCCAAGCUGGAAACGCUCUCCAUUUCCGUCCCGAGCAUGUGUCCCGCUCUCUUCGCCAACCCCGAGGUGCGCUGGACCGGCGACUGUCAGGUUCGCGCCGCGCGGCUCUGCGAGCACGACUAUAGCCGGGCCGGGACGGCGCACACGGCGGACGCGAUGCGGGAUCUGCUCUCGGAGGCACGGCGGCUCAGCGAUGCUCGUGCUCGCGCUUGGGCUCCCGCCGAGCUGGCUAUCGAGCUUUUCUUCGCGGACUGCAUCUUCGAACCGCACAUUCGCGCCGUGCACGGCGACUUCCAGAUUGCCGAGAUCGAUUCGGCAGGCGAGUUCCCGCUAUGCCGUAUGCAGAGCCGUAAGGGACCGUAUGGUAGCACUGGGCUGUAUGCCAAGGAUGAGGAAGGCGUGUUUGAGCGCGUGGAUGAGGCGGAGUGGCUCGAGGGCGUGAGAAGGGGGUGGGUGAACGUUGGAGUUGCGGCGUGA
This is a messenger RNA of Aplosporella prunicola CBS 121167, 1648 nucleotides long. RefSeq lists its product as uncharacterized. The record is from RefSeq and is a predicted model, not a curated record. The transcript is spliced from 3 exons. Bases 185 to 1648 code for a protein of 487 amino acids. NCBI's taxonomy places the organism in Eukaryota, Fungi, Ascomycota, Dothideomycetes, Botryosphaeriales, Aplosporellaceae.